Molecule: messenger RNA, 942 nt
Organism: Rhodotorula graminis WP1
Lineage: Eukaryota; Fungi; Basidiomycota; Microbotryomycetes; Sporidiobolales; Sporidiobolaceae
Exons: 3
Cellular component (GO): endomembrane system
Molecular function (GO): acyltransferase activity
Source: RefSeq, a predicted model, not a curated record
CUCCUCGUCCUGCUCCUCCCCUUGGCCUACCUCGGGCCGACCCGCCUCGCCUACCUCCGCACGGGCAAGGCCACCUUUGGCCGGCUCCUCGUCCUCGUCCUCGGCCUCUUCUCGCCGACCGAGCUGGUCCUCAGUGCGGGCGAGGGGAUGCGGCCAGACUGGGUCGAGCGCGGUCCAGACGGACGGGCGGUCAAGCUCAACCUGCCCGCAAAAGGCCUCUGGAUGUCGAACCACACGACCCUCGCCGACUGGCUGUACCUGUGGUCGUUCGCCUACCUGUCGGGCCACUCGAGCGCGCUCUACAUCGCCCUCAAGGCGUCGCUCCGCCGCAUCCCCAUCAUCGGCUGGGCGUGCCAACUGUUCGGGUUCGCCUUCCUCGAGCGCAAGUGGGCCGAGGACCGCCAGCCGUUCGCCGCGCAGCUCGACCGCAUCGCGCGCGAGACGAACCGCGGCGGCGACGACGAGAAGAUGGCCUUCUUGCUGUUCCCCGAGGGAACGAUCGUGACCGAGAACACGAGGGGCAUCUCACAGCGCUUUGCCGAGAAGUCGGGCGUCGCCGAUUUCAAGCACCUCCUCCUCCCGCGCUCGACCGGCCUCUUCUUCGCCCUGCGCAACCUCGCACGCUCCAUCCCGACCCUCCACCUCGUCGACCUCACCGUCGGCUACCCUCUCCCGCGCCCCUCCUCGACGUCCGCCAAACCCGCCUCGCCGCAGUACGCGAGCGAGUUCUACACCCUCCCCUCGAUCCUGCUCCAGGGCAUCCCGCCGCCCGAGCUCCACCUGCACGUACGCGCGUUCGCGCUCGCCGACAUCCCGCUCGGCGACCUGUCGCGCUCGAGCGCGACCGACGAGGACGAGGACGGCACGCCCGACGAGCGAGCGGCGUUCGAGCGCUGGCUGCGCGAGCGGUGGGCCGAGAAGGACCAGCUCGUCGAGCGGUUC